Molecule: messenger RNA, 207 nt
Organism: Necator americanus (New World hookworm)
Lineage: Eukaryota; Metazoa; Nematoda; Chromadorea; Rhabditida; Ancylostomatidae
Exons: 1
Coding region: 1-207 (68 amino acids)
Source: RefSeq, a predicted model, not a curated record
AUGGUGUCUUUAGUUGGGUCAAAACGCCGUGAAGCACGGACAGUUGCGCAAGCGGCUGUGCUCGAACCGGGCGGCGGAAUUAAGGCGGGACCAUGGCGAACUGCAGAUAUGGGUGGUGGUAGCGAAGAUCCUUACACGAUCCCUACCGCUACGCUCUACCGCUCCGCUUCGAGUGCAGCCGCUUGCACAUGUGUCCACGAACUUUAA